GGCGCCGGCGACGAGGAAGAGGACGCGGCUCGGGCCAUGGAAGGCGCGGAGGCGGGAGUGUCGGUCGGAUCGCCGGGUGCGCCCGGGCCCGAGGAGCAGGGCGGGGCGGGCGGACGCCCGGGGCGGUGGCGGCGGCCGUUGGGGUGUGACCGUCCCGCCCCGCGUGGCUCCUGGCGCUGCCACGAGGGCGGCUGCCUGCUGCCUCCUGUUUUGAGACCCGAGAGGGGUGGCUUCGCGUCGUAGACGCUGAGGUUCAUGAUCGGGCGGUGCCAGCAGGAAGUCCUUCCUCCAGAGUCAUAGUACACGUGGACCUGGACUGCUUUUAUGCACAAGUAGAAAUGAUCUCAAAUCCGGAACUAAAGGGCAAACCCUUAGGUGUUCAGCAGAAAUAUUUGGUGGUUACCUGCAACUAUGAAGCUAGGGAACUUGGAGUAAAGAAACUUAUGAAUGUAAGAGAUGCAAAAGAAAAGUGUCCACAGCUGGUGUUAGUUAAUGGAGAAGACUUGACGCGUUACAGAGAGAUAUCAUACAAGGUUACAGAGUUGUUGGAAGAAUUUAGUCCAGUUGUUGAGAGACUUGGAUUUGAUGAAAAUUUUGUGGAUCUAUCAGAAAUGGUUGAGAAGAGACUACAGCAGCUUCCAAGUGAUGACCUUUCAGCACUGACUGUGUCAGGUCAUGUAUACAAUAAUCAGUCUAUAAACCUGCAUGAUGUCUUGCACAUCAAACUACUUGUUGGAUCUCAGAUUGCGGCAGAGAUGCGGGAAGCCAUGUACAAUCAACUGGGUCUCACUGGCUGUGCUGGAGUAGCUUCCAAUAAAUUACUGGCAAAAUUAGUUUCUGGCAUCUUUAAACCAAAUCAACAAACAGUCUUACUACCUGAAAGUUCUCAAGAUCUCAUUCAUAGUUUGAAACACAUAAAGGAAAUGCCUGGUAUUGGCUAUAAAACUGCCAAACGCCUGGAAGCACUGGGUAUCAGUAGUGUGCAUGAUCUUCAGACCUUUUCAUCCAAAAUAUUAGAAAAGGAAUUAGGAAUUUCCAUUGCUCAGCGUAUCCAGAAGCUCAGUUUUGGAGAAGAUAACUCUCCUGUAACACCCUCAGGACCACCUCAGUCCUUUAGUGAAGAAGAUUCACUUAAAAAAUGUUCAUCAGAAGUUGAAGCUAAAAGUAAGAUCCAAGAAUUACUUGCUAGUCUUUUGAAGAGAGUAUGCCAAGAUGGAAGGAAGCCACAUACAAUAAGAUUAAUAAUCCGUCGGUAUUCAUCUGAGAAGCACUGUAGCCGUGAGAGUCGUCAGUGCUCUAUUCCAUCCCACAUAAUUCAGAAGUUUGGGAUAGGAAGUUAUGAUGUGAUGACGCCAAUGGUUGACAUACUUAUGAAACUUUUUCGAAGCAUGGUGAAUGUGAAGAUGCCAUUUCAUCUUACCCUUUUAAGUGUGUGCUUCUGCAACCUUAAAUCACUAAAUACUACUAAGAAAGGGACUAUUGAUUAUUAUUUAACACCAUCAUUAUCAACAACUUCAUGCUCUGGCAAGCGCAGUUUUAAAAUGAAAGAUACUCAAAUGGAGGAUUUUUCGAAAGACAAAAAAACAAAUUGGGAUUUUCUACCAACUGGAAGAAUUGAAAGUCCAAGAACUGGGGAGUCUCCACUAAGUUUUUCUAAAGAUCAAAACAGUGAUGAUUUCCCACUCUGCUCACUUCCUGAGGGUAUUGACCAAGAAGUCUUUAAACAGCUUCCAGUAGAUAUUCAAGAAGAAAUCCUGUCUGGAAAAUCUAGAGAAAAAGUUCAAGGGAAAGGAAGUUUGAGUUCUCCAUUACAGGCCUCUAGAGGAAUAUUAUCUUUCUUUUCUACAAAACAAAUGCAAGAUAGUCCCUUAAAUCCUAGAGAUAAUUUAUCUAAUAGCAAACAGAUAUCCUCAUUGUCUCCCUGUGAACCAGGAACCUCAGGCUUAAAUAACAGUUCCUCUUACCUGUCCAGCCAAAAGGAUUAUUCACAUUAUUUAAACAGUAGCUUAAAAGAUGAACGAAUGAGUCAAGGACCUAAAAAGUCUCAAAGAUUCCACUUUUCAAAUACAAACCCCACUGGAUCUGUUUUUCAUUCAUUUCCAAAUUUGCAGAGUGAGCAACUUUUCUCCAAAAACCGCACUACAGAUAGCCAUAAGCAACCGACAGCUGCGGCGUCUCAUUACGGAGGACUUGCAGAAAAUAGAGAGCAAGAUUCUACUGCUGAGAAAAUUACUUUUCCUUCUGAUGUUGAUCCUAAAGUUUUCUAUGAACUUCCAGAAGAGGUACAAAAAGAACUGUUGGCUGAUUGGAAGAGAAGAACAGGAUCAGAUUUUCACGAUGUACAUAAAUAAGCAUGUUCAGAAAAAAGGUCUAAAAAACAAGGGGAAGAUCAUUGUUCUCAGAUUAGCAGUUUAUUAAGCUCGUCUAAAUGAAACACUAAUCAAUAUUUAAUAAUGUCACAAUCCAAUAUAAAAUGUUCUAAAGCAAGAAUAGUUAUGGGAAGUAAAUUCUGACACAAAAUAUAAAAAACUCAUAAUAGGAGAAAUAAUGUUAAACAUUACCUUCUUAUUUCUAAAACUAUUUUAUAUUGCUUUUCAAUAAAAAUAUAUCUUAGCAUUAGUUCAUUUCCCAUAAAAUUAGGGGAAAGAUAUACUGUAUAUGCCUGCAUAUAAAAAAUAGACUGGUCAAAUCAUUGCUAUGCCAUAGCAAAUAACUUUUUCUAUGAAAUAUGGAAUAUUUCAAGAAAUUUAGCACAUUAAGAAACAGCCAAAACCCGGCUGGUGUUGCUCAGUGGUUGAGCAUCAACCUAUUAACCAGGAGGUCAUGGUUUGAUUCCCAGUCAGGGCACAUGCCCAGGUUACCAGCUCGAUCCCCAGUAGGGGGCGUGCAAGAGGCAGCAGAUCAAUGAUUCUCACUCAUCAUUGAUGUUUCUAUUUCUCCCUCUCCCUUCCUCUCUGAUAUGAAUGAAAAUAUAUAUUUUUUAAAAAUUAACCAAAUAAGAAAUUCUAUUGCCAACUCACCUGUUAAAAAUGUAGAUAUCUUUGAAGUACUAUGUACCAUUUAUUAAGUUAAUUUUUUUAAAUAGGAAAGUGAUACAAAUUCAAUUAAUGCCUCUUAUUACACCUGGAACCUACCACAAUGCCUGACACACAGAGGGCAUUCAAUGACUAUUGAAUAAAGGGGUGAGGAGUGGGCAGCCGAGUGACUGUACAAGUAGAGAACUAGAAGGAACUUUCCAUGCAGAAAGAUGAAAAGAAGGACAGACACUAGAAGUGCAAGGUAGAGUGGGUCUAUAAGGGUGCUAGGUAGUGAAAGAGGUCCAUUUCCUCUGACCAGUCUGUAGGGUCUAAAAGCAGUGAUUAUGUUUUUGCAUCUCUACAUUUUGUAGAUGAGACUAAGAAUGUCAUAUCCACAAAAAAUAUACAGUUACUAAAGUGAUGGAUGUCCUCUUUCUCCUGUUAUUGCCUUCACCUUUUACUGCCAGAUUAAAAAUUGGAUAUAAGGUUGUGGACACCUUUAAUUUGUAAGACAGAAUGUUUCUAGAACACACCAGAGCGCUGUUGGAGGAGUCCUAUUUAUAACCUUCGCAGAUAUAAAGAAAAGACGAUAAAAAGAAAGUACAAAAAUGUGAGUAAAGGGUGGCUUAAAAAUAUUUCCUAGGUAAGAAGUUUGAACUAAGUUUCAGAUUCCUUGAAAUUUGAAAAUUUCCUAAUCACCAAGGAUUUUUAAGAGGGAGUUUGGGAUUAUCAAAAGCAAUAACUUGUAGCAAGAACAUCAGAACUUAUUCACCACACAAAUAACUAUAGGUGUUUCUACAUGUAGUUUUCUGAUAAGGUAGUUAAACUUAUAAAUGGAGUUUAUUACUUUUUUAGAUAAUCUAUUUUUCAAAAAGUUCUAAUCUUUGUAAUCAUUUCAGCCAGAAAACAGCGUCUGACUUUUUAAGUUAUCUUUUAUCUUUCUUUGCUUUUAAUGAAAUAAUAUUUAUUUAGUGUUAGAUUAUCUAUAUAUAUAUAAAAGCCUAAUAUGCAAAUUGUCCCCACAGGAGUUCGACCAGGAGACCGAUUGCUCACUAUAAUGUGCACUGACCACCAGGGGGUGGCACAGAACGAAGGAAGGCCCCAGCCGGCAGCUGGAAGGCCCUGAUUGGCCCUAAUCGCCUGCCAGGCCUACAGACCCUACCUGUGCACGAAUUUCAUGCACUGGGCCUCUAGUUUAUAAUAUUUGGAAGUAUGAAUUUAUUUUUAUUUAUUUUUGAUAUAUGCUGAUAUCCUGUAUCUUUCAUGUUCUCUAAAAUUCUUAGCCACUAGCCCUUCAAAGAUCGCUUUACUAUUCUGGGACUCUUGAUUGCAUAAUGAUGGACAUUUUUUUUUCUUAAUUUGAUUUUAUUGUUUAAAGUAUUACAAAUAGUAGUACAUAUGUCUCCUUUUUUUCCCCAUUGACCUUCCCCCGACCACCCCUACCCCCCCGGCACAUGCCCCCCCACCCCCACCCAGUGUCUUGCAUCCAUUGGUUAUGCUUAUAUGCAUGCAUACAAGCAUAUAAGCUUGUAUAUUUUCAGUUGAUCUCUUACCUCCCCCGCCCCCAACUCUCCCCAGCCUUCCUGCUGUAGUUUGACAGUCUCUUUCAUGCUUCUCUGCCUCUGUAUCUAUCUUUUUGUUCAUGAGGUUAUAAUGUUCUUUAUUAUCCAUAAAUGAGUGAGAUCAUGUGGUAUUUUUCUUUCACUGACUGGCUUAUUUCACUUAGCAUAAUGCUCUCCAGUUCAAUGUUGGACAUUCUAACUCUACCUUUCAUGUCCCUUAAUCUCUACUUCUUUUCAUUAUCUUGUUUAUCUGCUACAAUUUGGCUAAUUUCAUCAGUUCUUAUGUUCACUGAUUUGUUUUUCAGUGGUGUCUGAUCUGUUUAAAACACUAAGAAUGGUUUUAAUUUUAGUAUAUUUUUCAUUUGAUUCUUUUUCUACCUGUUUAUUCAUUAUAGUCUCAUUUAAAAAAACACACAAAACCUUAAGUAUUUUAUACUAGAGGCCCGAUGCACAAAUUCGUGCAUGGGUGGGGUCCCUCUGGGUGGCCUGCAGGGAUCCAGCCGAAACCCGCAGUCCAGCGCUGCCUGCAGCUCCUAUCUGUCACUCCUUCUUAUCCCAGCCCCACUGUGCCUGCCGCGAUCGAUCAGAAGAGGCUCACGCUGCUGUAGCAGCACUCACCAGCCAUGAGCCCUGCAUCUGGCGCCCUCCCAAGGGGAGUGGCCUGCAGGAUCGGGCUGAAACUGGCUCUCCGACAUCCCUUGAGGGGUCCUGGAUUGGGAGAGGGCACAGGCCAGGCUGACGGACUCCACCGGUGCACAAUCAACUGGGCCAGGGAUCAGGCCAGGGAGGGACUGCAGGAGGGCUCCAGGGUAUGUCCGGCCCAUCUCCCUCAGUCCUGAUCAGCCAGACCCCAACAGCAAGCUAACCUACCAGUCAGAGCAUCUGCCCCCUGGUGGUCAGUGCACGUCAUAGCAACUGGUAGACCAAUUGACUGCCCCCUGGUGGUCAGUGCACAUCAUAGGAAGUGGUAGAGCAGCCUUAGCAUAUCAUUAGCAUAUUACGCUUUGAUUGGUUCGAUUGUUCUGCCAUUUGGUCUAUUUGCAUAUUACCCUUUUAUUAUGUAGGAUUCUAUUUCUGAUUACUUCAAUACUAUUAAAUUUUUAUAAGUUUAAA
Molecule: messenger RNA, 5692 nt
Organism: Myotis daubentonii (Daubenton's bat)
Lineage: Eukaryota; Metazoa; Chordata; Mammalia; Chiroptera; Vespertilionidae
Gene: POLI
Product: DNA polymerase iota
Biological process (GO): translesion synthesis
Molecular function (GO): DNA-directed DNA polymerase activity; damaged DNA binding
Source: RefSeq, a predicted model, not a curated record